Molecule: messenger RNA, 5349 nt
Organism: Dicentrarchus labrax (European seabass)
Lineage: Eukaryota; Metazoa; Chordata; Actinopteri; Moronidae
Gene: ctnnd1
Product: catenin (cadherin-associated protein), delta 1
Exons: 22
Coding region: 616-3252 (878 amino acids)
Biological process (GO): cell-cell adhesion; cell-cell junction assembly
Cellular component (GO): adherens junction; cytoplasm; plasma membrane
Molecular function (GO): cadherin binding
Source: RefSeq, a predicted model, not a curated record
ACGCAGCGUUAGCAGGCUAGCCGCCGUAGCACAGGCUAAUUUCGCUAGCGCUGGUGUACUCCAUUAGCUUGAUGAAUAACCUGUCUAGAGUGCGACUUAGGGAAAGUUUAACUAAACUUCUGCAGGCAGUCAAGGCUGGUUGAUGUCAGGACAGCUAAACAUAUAAACGACCCAGCUAACGUGACGUUAAGUAGCUUAACCCAGCAGUUUAUUACAUGAAUGGUGUAAGUGGCUGAGAGCUGUAUCGCUUUAACGUUAUUACAUGAACUCAGCUAGCUACAUGUUGAGUAUUGUCUGUUUCCUGCAUGUAAACACCGAAGCAGCAAGAUUUCACUUCUUCCGCCAGUUUUUCCCCGAGCUGCGAGGGGGGGUAUUCAGGUGAGAGUACACGGAAGUGACCGGCCAACCCGCCGCGUCACAGACCGUAAGGUGGGAGUCAAAGUCCAGUCCCGGCUUACUUAUCAAUUUCCUAUUAUGUAUUGUACCUGAGACGCCCACUCUCUGCGGGCACUGGAGCUGCGUGGUGCUUUCCAGAACGGCCGCAUUCCUUGUGAUGCAGACAUAGAGAGGCUGACACUGAACGAGGGUUACAUCAACGGGACACAUCACUUCAGGAUGGAGCCUGGUCAGGUGAUGCAGGAGACAUACACAGUGGAGGAGGACCCCCAGGAGUCGCAACCCGUUGUCUCUGUGGAGACCAGUGAAGAUGGGACCACGCGGCGCACAGAAACCACAGUAAAGAAAGUGGUGAAGACCACCCACACUCGCACAGUCAUCCCCUCCGUAUCAGACACACUUUCCCUGGAUGGUGGGGGUUCAGUGACAGGUAUGGGGGGCUACACUGCACCCAUGGUCUACAGGCAGGGGCCCGGAGCCGGUGUGCCCAUGGACUACCCCACUCACACUGUGCCCCGCAACUACCACUACGGACCACCAGCGGGCUACGACGACUACCGCACUGGACCCCCAUCUGAGACCUACGCAAGCCUUAGCAGGGGAGCUCGCAUGGAUGAUCGCUACAGACCGGUCCAUCCUGAUGGUUAUAGAACUCUGGAUCCAAGCUAUAGAGCCCACAGCAGGAACCAUCUCGACCCCUAUGCUGCUCAGCCACAGGUCGGACGUAUGGGAAGUGCCAUGGAGCUAUCCUCCAUCCCGAGGUUUGUCCCAGAGCCCUACGGUCUGGAAGACGAUCAGCGCAGCAUUGGUUAUGAUGAGCCUGACUAUGGCAUGGGACACCCAAUGCACUACAGCACCGUUCCCCGCAACCACAAUGCAUUCCUUCAUGGACCCCCACGCAGAACUGGGAGUUAUGAGGGUACCUUGGAUGGCGACAUGAGUGGUCCAGGGGACAUGUACUAUUGGGGGGGAGGUGCACCGCUGGCCCAGGGUGAAAGAGGGAGCAUGGCUUCGUUGGACAGCACUCUAAGGAAAGGCCCUGGUCCCAGUGGCUGGCGUCAGCCGGAGCUGCCAGAGGUUAUCGUCAUGCUCAACUACAGGCUGGACCCAGUCAAGAGCAAUGCAGCAGCAUACCUGCAGCAUCUCACCUAUAAGAAUGAUAAAGUGAAGUCUGAUGUGCGUCGUCUGAAAGGCAUCCCAGCGCUGGUCUCCAUGCUUGACAACCCAAACAAAGAGGUUCACUAUGCAGCUUGUGGAGCACUAAAGAACAUCUCCUAUGGCAAAGAUGCAGACAACAAGAUCGCCAUCAAGAACUGUGACGGAGUGCCUGCUCUGGUCAGGCUGCUGAGAAAGACCCGCGACCAGGACCUCACUGACACUAUCACAGGGACGCUGUGGAACUUAUCGUCCCACGACUCGGUGAAAAUGGAGAUUGUGGACCACGCGCUGCACGCCCUCUCCGACGAGGUGAUUGUACCUCAUUCGGGCUGGGAACGAGGCAGCAACGGAGCAGGAGGAGGGGAAGAGAACUGCAAGCCCAGGCAUCUUGAGUGGGAGACGGCCAUCACCAACACAGCCGGCUGCCUGAGAAAUGUGAGUUCAGAGCGAAGUGAGGCGAGGAGGAAGCUGAGGGAGUGCACGGGACUGGUCGAUUCGCUCAUGUACAUCGUCCAAUCCCAGAUUGACUGUAAAGAUGUUGACAAUAAGUUGAUAGAGAACAGCGUGUGUCUGCUGAGGAACUUGUCCUAUCAGGUGCAUCGUGAAAUCCCCGGCUAUGAGCGCUACCAGGAGGCCGCGCCCCUCAACCAGGGCCCUGCCCCCUCCAGCCAGAAGGGCGGCUGCUUCAGCUCCCGCAAGAGCAAAGAUGAGUGGUUUUCCAAAGGUAGGAAAGAUGACGAUGCAACAACAGAUAUCAUCGACAUUCCAAAGAGGACCUCACCUGCUAAAGGCUAUGAGCUGUUGUACCAGCCAGAGGUGGUCCGCAUCUACACCUCUCUGCUAAAGGAGUCCAAGAACCCCACCGUGCUGGAAGCCUCGGCCGGAGCCGUGCAGAACCUGUGUGCCGGACGCUGGACUUAUGGGCGAUACAUCCGUGCCUUGCUGCGCCAGGAGAAGGGUCUACCCAUGCUGACAGAGCUGCUGGCCCACGGCAACGACCGCGUCGUCCGUGCCAUGUCUGGAGCCCUCCGCAACCUGGCCAUUGACGCACGCAACAGAGAUCUACUAGGUAGACAUGCGGUGCCUCACCUGGUGGCCAACCUGCCCGGCGGUGGUCAGAGUCAGCCGGUGCGAGCGCUGUCGGAAGAGACGGUGGUGUCGGUACUGAGCACACUCCAUGAGGUGCUGGGCUCCAGCCUGGAAGCAGCCAAGACCCUCAGGGCCUCACAGGGAAUCGAGAGACUGGUGCUCAUUAAUAAGGACGGCAACCGCUCUGAGCGGGAGGUGCGUGGGGCUGGCCUGGUGCUGCAGACAGUGUGGGGCUACAAGGAGCUGCGGCGCACUUUGGAGAAGGAUGGCUGGAAGAAGACAGACUUCAUGGUCAACCUAAACCCUCCCAGCAACAACACCAGGGCCAACGGAGGAUAUGAGGACAGCACUCUGCCGCUCAUAGGGGGCAAAGGGGACCGGGACAUGAUUCCAAUGAAUGACAUGGGACCAGAUGCCUACUCCACACUGGACCAGAGAGGGAGAAGGAACACUCUGGAUAACACACUCGAACCUGCUGACAAAGAUGCAGUACAGGGAGGGAUGUAUGGGGAGAGGCAGGCCUCUUUGCCUCUAAUGGAUUCUUACGAUGAAAAACUGAUUGUGUGCAUUACAAGACGACAGCCUCCUCCCACCUACUGCCCUUGCUGAACUGACAAUGGGGGACCACUACACUACCGAUGGGACUAAACUCCAUCCUUAACUCUUCUGUCUCUCUUCACUCCAUUGCAGCUUCUCGUCUCUCUCUUUGUCUUUAUUACAUUCCCCCAUUGCAGCUGACAAACUAUUGAAACCACAUGGAAAAACUGACGUGAAUCUCCGCUCCCUGUGGACAAACCGGACGAGACACUAUGACCACUUUGUGCUCUGCGAGUCCCUGAGCUCCAAAAACACUAACCACUCAAUCGGAUGCCGUGGCCACAACACUACAUCUCCAUGCAACAAUGCUACAACUUGCCUGGACAACACUAAUUCUCCCUGCGACAAAAAAAGCAGAUACUGUGGCUUCAUCUGAGAACUUUUCUAUGUCUUGGAGGUCGGAGCGUAGACUUAGACUAAUUAGAAAGAACUGUGGGGAUCAGAACAGGACACUUUUUGGGGAAAUUUUACAUAAAUGGAUAUUACACUAUGUUUCGAAGAAACUGAGGGAAUGUGUCUUUUUCUCUCUCUCUCUGUUAGUUAAAUACUACAAAAAAUAUCUUUCCUACCACUGAUGUUUCACGAUCUAAUCAGAUUUGUUGUUUUGGUAGUGGUAAUUCCUCUUCUUGCUUUGCUCUGUACCACAGUAAUGCACAUGUGCCAAAUGACACUGCUACUGUUGCGACUGCCAAUAUUGAAUGCAAGAACUUCACACUUUUUGCAGCAGCUACACUGAAAAACUCAUCAUCUGCUUUGUUUUGUGCGCAGUUUGUGUCGGUGACAGUCCAUCGCCAAGAUGCAUGGGGAUGCUGCAUUUUCUGUAUUUGAUUGUAAACCAUAGAUAUAAGAGUGGAGGUCCAAGUAUGGAGAAUUCCUACAGACAGAACUAGAGAGACAUUAUUUUCUAUCUCAUUGGAAUAGACAGUAUAGUCUGUUCUACAUUUCUAAAGUGUUUCUGUUAAAUGUAGGCCCCUUAACUUUGUAAUUAUUGGGAGGUUUCACAGGAUUCCAUGGGCGCAUUACCCUUAUGUGUCUGUAAUCUUAUGAAUGUGUACAUACAAGUGUCUAAGAGCAUCUGUGUGGGCUAACUGGAGUGCCUCGCUCAUUCAGGAUAGGUCUGAUGGGUUUGUCCAACAUGACAAGGGUUAACCAAUCAAGGUGUGUUUUUCUCAGCAGUUGGGAAUACUGUAUAUGGAACUCAGCAGUUAUAUUCUGCAAGAUAAUGGAAUAUGUGAACUUGUAUGUAUGUAAGAGUUGAUUCUUGUCAUUGGGAUUGGUUUUUUACAAGGUAUAAAACCUGUGAGUUCUGUUUAAUUUACUGCUAUCCCUUGCCUACCUGGCUUUAAGACUACAGAAUAGUACAUGGGAAAAGACACAAUAUUGUCUGUUUUUGCCCGCAUUUCUUACGUACAGUGCUUGUUCUGUAGAAGAAUGCAUAUUCUUAGUGCCGAGUGAGAUGUAGAUACUUACUGAGUGGAUGAUUAAAAGAAGCACUAGGGGGGUAUAAUGUGUGUUUUUCUUUUUUUCCUCCUGUUUUUAUUUUUAUUUUUUUUACCUUUCCUUUUAUUUGUUUUCCAUGCCAAUUGAAACACUACAGAGGAUGCCUCGUUUUCUCAAAGUAACAAGUUGCCUUCAAGAGUGGACUGACUAAAAGAGGGGAAUAGAGGAGAGCAAGGGUUUGUGUCAGAAAAUCUGUGUAAGGAGGCAUAGACCAGAAUCUGCUAUUGGAUUAAGUGGAUAAAAAAAAUAAAAGCACAUUUAAACUAUAUAUACAAGAGAAUAUUUGUUAAUUUUAAUGGUUUUAUGUAUUUCUUUUUUAUAUUGAUUUGGGUUUAAUUGUUUUGGGUGCUCUGGGUGAAAGCAUAUGCAAUCAGUUUAUAUGUUUUGAUUGAAAACAUUCAAUUUAUGUCUUAAUUAAAUGCAAAAUAAGUUAGCUAAACAAAAUCCUCCAACACAGUCAUCAGAUACUGGAACACUAAUGGAAAAAUCUGAUUCUGGACUACACCAUAAUCUCUUUGCCUUGGCUCUUAAAGUUGCACAUUCUCAUUUAUGAAUGAAUUAUGUAACUAGCAAUACUGUUUUUAAUAAAAAAGAAAAUGAUUUCUCAGA